Oryzias melastigma (Indian medaka) is the source of this 2068-nucleotide messenger RNA. RefSeq names its product proton activated chloride channel 1 (gene pacc1). NCBI's taxonomy places the organism in Eukaryota, Metazoa, Chordata, Actinopteri, Beloniformes, Adrianichthyidae. The record is from RefSeq and is a predicted model, not a curated record. The transcript is spliced from 8 exons. The coding region runs from base 200 to 1273 and encodes 357 amino acids.
GAGCGGUCCGUGAAGGAAGCAUGUGUUUCCGUGUUUUUGAUGUAGCUUGUACUCUGCUUUUUAUCACAGCGGGGUGGGUCUUUACUGCUCCUCCCUCCCAGCCCACACAGACCCGGGUCCGAGACGAGCGCGUCCCGGGAAUGACAGCUCGGUAGAAGAGGCUGCAGCCGAGGAGCGGGACAGCUCCAUCCGCGGAGGAAUGCCCGGGAACCGGCAGCCCAAACCCUAUCAGUCGCUCAGCAACAGUAUUGAUGAGGAGGAGGAGGAAGAUGAAGACAACAGCCCCUCUCAGGACUCUUUUGAUGAUGCGACCAGGGAUGAAGAGCCUCAGGAGCCCGGUUCCAGCAUCCUCCCAGAAGAGGAAGGUCUCAGUGACAGCAGCUUCUCCUUGAGGAUCAGUAAGACUUGCGUGAAGAACGUCCUCACUGUGGUGCUGAUAUUCGUCUACCUGCUGCUGACCGCUGUAGCCAUUUUCCUGGCUUACCAGACCAUCUCUGAUUUCCUGGAGAAGCUCAACCAACCCGUCAUGUCGGUCACAUACAAAGAAGUCGAUUCCUUCUCUCCUCCUGGUGUGGCUCUGUUCCUGGGAAACGCCCAGCUGCUCAGCUGUAAGCAUCACUACCACGACUACAUCCCGGUGUUAGUGGACCCCGGGAAACCCCAGCCAGGAGACUGUGAGUUCAGGAACGUGACCUACGUGGGCCCAUUCACCAAUGCAACCCAGAAACACGCUGUGGUGGUCCGGGGGCCGUCUGAUGUCAGAAACAAAGAGCUGAUCUUCAUGCAGUUCAGCCUGAAUGAAACUCAGGAGGAUUUCAGCGCCAUCACCUACAUGCUCUUUGCCAGGUUCAGUGACUUGACUAAGAGUAAAGACAAGUCAGAGUUCAUGAGGGACUGUGAGAGGAACUACUCCACCUGGACCUUCUCAGGGGGGUUCAGAACCUGGGUCAAAAUGUCCCUGGUGAAGACGGCUGGAAAAACCAAAGAAGGUGUUGAGUUUCGGCAGGAGUCUUCUGUUGUCAAAUUCAAUGAUAAGCGAACGGAACAAACCGACCAGCUCUUCUUUGUGGUCUUUGAGUGGCGGGAUCCCUACAUCCAGGAAAUCCGGCUGGUCGUGACCGCAAACCCCUGGAGCUCCAUCGCCAUCCUCUGCGGCGUCUUCAUGGCUCUCUUCAAAGCUGCCAACUUUGCCAAACUGACCAUACAGUGGAUCAUCAGGAUGCGGAAGAGACACCUGAAGCACAAGAGCAAGGAGCUGAAGAGCAUCAACUGAAGCAGAUCUCAGUUUUCACCCUUCAAGGCCAGAGAUAACACACGCUCUUUGGUCUAUCAUCAGUCUUUGAUCGUUUACACCAUCAAGCGUGAAUCUGGUCAUUUUGACUAGGAGAAAAGCAGAUUUUCUUUUUUUUACUGGCUUUGCACCAAAAUGCAACAGAUUACCAACACAAGGCGUUGCACAACAACACUUUUCAUCAAUCGACUGACAUUAAUUCCGUAAGCACUGCACUAUUGUAAGGUGUUGCAUAUCAACACAAAGCUGUUUUGCUCAGAAUUCACUGGAAUUGACGUUAAGUCCGUAAACGGUUGAAGAGUUACGGUAGUCGAAAGAAUGUAAACACUGGAUCAUGCUACAAACAAUUCUUAACACAAAAAAUGUAUUUCUGCUACAAAUGACCAACAAACACUUGUUACAUUUCUUCUUACUGGUGACCAAAAACCAGUUACUGAUUCACAUUUCUUAAACAAUUUAAUCCUGUUGUUGAAUUUUCCGUUUUUUUUUUGCUGCUGAACAAUCUUUUUAUGAGUGUUUUGAUGAUGAACAAAAAAAAGUAUUUUAGUGAAGCCGUUGCUGAAUGUUUGACUGGGUCAAAUGUAAAAAAGUCCAAAAUUUAAAGGGAUUUCCAUUUACGCAGAAUUUUAUUUUUGUAAAAAAAAAUGUCCUAAAACAGUCAUUUUAACUUAAAAGGGAUUGACAAAACUUUUUCAGUCUUUUUAAUGAACUACAAGCCUGUGAAUUCUACAUAUUGUAUAUUUUAUGGGAAUAAAAAGAUGAUGUUCCUUCACUGUA